AUGCUAAGGAUUAUUUUAUGUGAUAGCAAUACAGAACUAACUAAAUUAUGGCAUAAGUCAUUACCAAAGAUAUUAAUAGAGAAACGUCAAUUAAGGAUAAUCAAUGACAAUUUUAAGAAUUUGACUACAAGAUACAUCACAACCAAUAAAAUAGAUGGUGUCGAUGCAAACAGAUGCAGUGUUGUCUCACCUGGCAAUUCUUUUGGUUUCUUAGGCGGUGGGUUCGAUUUGGCCUUGUAUGAGAACUAUGGUAAGAAGCCUUUUGAAGAUUGGGUAAGAUCAAAACUAAACCAUGAAUACAAACCGGUUGGAUCACUAACCAUAUUUGAUACACAUGAAUAUCCUAACCAUAAAAUUGAUGCCGUUAGAUAUAUUCAACAUAUCCCAACCAUGAUAACACCAUCUAAGCCUCUUGCUUCCUCAACUGCUGAUAAUAGUAACUUGAUUCAACUAGUUUUCAAUACGAUGUGGGUUGCGCUGAAUAACGUACCAGAAGAUGUGAAUACAAUAAUCAUUCCUGGACUGUGUACUGGAUACGCAGGCGUUUCAAUCGAACUCUCUACAAAAGUAACAUCUUUUGCAAUUACAUUGUUCUAUAUGAGAACACGCAUCUCCAAAGACCUUCUAAAUAAAUUGAUAAUGAUUCACAUGGGAAACGAUUAUAUACCAUUUUAUUCUAAAGUGAUAGAGAGUGAAUUGAAUACGUUAGGCCUAAAAUAUAGUGACCUUAAGGCACUUGAGUCAUGUAAUGAAAAGAUCAUCUUCCCAGCUCAAUUACUGAGACUACUUUAA
Molecule: messenger RNA, 792 nt
Organism: Tetrapisispora phaffii CBS 4417
Lineage: Eukaryota; Fungi; Ascomycota; Saccharomycetes; Saccharomycetales; Saccharomycetaceae
Gene: PDL32
Product: putative ADP-ribose 1''-phosphate phosphatase
Exons: 1
Coding region: 1-792 (263 amino acids)
Source: RefSeq, a predicted model, not a curated record